Messenger RNA from Manacus vitellinus (golden-collared manakin), 2238 nucleotides. It is a transcript of the gene SYBU, whose product is annotated as syntabulin. The record is from RefSeq and is a predicted model, not a curated record. The coding region runs from base 99 to 2069 and encodes 656 amino acids. Gene Ontology annotation, biological process: synapse maturation; axonal transport of mitochondrion. Gene Ontology annotation, cellular component: cytoplasmic microtubule; vesicle. Lineage: Eukaryota; Metazoa; Chordata; Aves; Passeriformes; Pipridae. The transcript has 7 exons.
CCAGCGCGCAGCGGCAGCAAAGCAAAGCAGAGCCGGCUCAGCGCAUCCCUCUCGUCCAUGCAGGUGCCUGUUCCCGGCCACGCCGUGACUGAGGAGCGAUGGGGCCCCUGCGGGAGAGCGGCAAGGAGCAGAAGACGCAGCUGGAAAGGGAGGUGUCCCGCAGCCGCAUCCCCCGCCUGGUCCUCCGGCCGCAGCAGAAGGUAUCCCCAGCUUCCGAAUCGCCCUUUUCGGAAGAGGAAAGCCGGGAAUUCAACCCGCCCAGUUCCUCCGGCCGCUCCGGCAGGACCAUCAGCAGCAACAGCUUCUGCUCAGAUGACACUGGCUGUCCUAGUAGCCAGUCAGUAUCUCCAGUUAAGACUCCUCCUGAUGCUGGAAAAAGUCCAAUCAGUUUUUGCACUGGUAGCGAUGGAGAUUUCUCCAGGAAGAAAUUCAGUCCAGGGUCAAUGAGUGAAGGGAACAUACAGCUGGCUCGAUAUAAGAAGGACACAAAGACAAGCCUUGUAAAGCCCGGCAGUGAAGCUGAUUUUAGCUCUUCAAGCAGCACGGGCAGUAUUUCAGCACCUGAAGUCCAUAUGUCUGCUGCUGGAAGCAAAAGAUCUUCUUUUUCUCGCAAUCGUGGCCCUUAUGGUCGGAAUAACGGAUCCUUGUCCUACAAGUCUGGAGCCAGCCCACCUGCUUCCCAUGGAAAGGACCCUUCGUCAACACUGUGCAAAACCCAUCUGAAUCCUGCUAAUAUCCAUCAGAGUUACAGGGCUUCUUCAGCCAGCAGCAGCAACUCAGGCUCAUACAAAGGAAGCGACAGCAGCCCAGUGAUGAGGCGAUCAGGGAGAUACAAUUCUUGUGGUGACAAUCACAGCAUUAAACCACAAAAUCCAGAGCAGUAUUUGACUCCUCUGCAGCAGAAAGAAGUGGCAGUACGGCAUUUGAAAACCAAGCUGAAAGAAUCUGAGAGCAAACUUAAAGAAAGGGAAACAGAAAUAGAAGAGCUUAAAGCUCAACUGGGACGGAUGAGGGAAGACUGGAUUGAGGAAGAGUGCAAUCGUGUGGAGGCAGAGCUCGCCUUAAAGGAAGCAAGAAGUGAAAUUAAACAACUCAAGCAGGUUAUUGAAACCAUGAAAAACAGCUUGGCUGAGAAAGACAAAAAAAUUCAGAAAUACUUCAUAGACAUAAACAUUCAAAACAAGAAACUGGAAUCUUUGCUGCAGAGCAUGGAGAUUGCUCAAAACCACUCUGUGAGGGAUGAGCAGUGCCUGGAAUACACGUGCGACUCAGAGGGGAAGCCAUUAGCAUUGUGUGCCACUGUGCCAGACAGCCUCAUCACAGAGGAAGAAACUCUGGAGGAAGUGGCAGACAGUGAGCUGCUUCUUAGUGAAGACAGAGCUCAUGGGACUGACUCAUCUGGAGAGAGUUUGACCACCACAACCUCUGAGUUGAGUGAUCCUGCUCCCUUCAGUGGUUCUGUAACUAAAGAAAUGCUUGAAAUCGUUCUGGACGGGAAACUAACUUACUGCCAGGAGGCAGAGAAAAGCAACAACAUGAUGGUGGAGCAGGCCAUCCAGACUGACGUGGUGCCAUAUAGCCUAGAUGUGGAGCAGCUCAUUCAAAACAUCUUCAGAGCUCAAGAUACCUGCCCUCUAAGCCCACCUUCUUCACUGAAGGAAUUGGGUGAAUUUUCUCUUGAAAGCUUCAGUGAUUCUGGUAUCAUAGUGGACUUAACUCCAAGUGAUCCCAAUUCUGCCAUCCUUUUGUCUCCCAUGGAGUCUCCAUGCAGAAAGGUGGAGCACGGAGUUAAUGAAAAUCGUUUCAUGAAAGAACUUGAUUUUACAGAACCUCAUGAUGAUGAAGGCUUUGAGUAUGUCAAUACAGGAAUAAAGAGGAGAUACUGGAGCAACAGUCUCCUUGGAGAUCUUCUGGCUGUAGCAGCCCCUGUUGUACCAACUAUUGUGUGGGCUUUGAGUACUCAGAGAGGAGGAACAGAUCCUAUUUACAAUAUUGGAGCAUUGCUUCGUGGUUGCUGCCUGGUGGCCCUGCACUCUUUACGCCGAACACCCUUCAAUAUCAAAACCUAAAGUCUACUCUGUCCCUGGGCACUAACUGGCUAUGGCAGAGAGAAGGAGGGAUGAAAUAGAUUAUAAAAAGUUACUGUAUAUUCUGGCAGAGUCCAUCAUUUUGCUUUUGACUAUUUGAUUUGCACUAUAAAUCACUUCAAAAACAUGUUCCUUGUUUCAAAAUAAAAAA